ACACUCACACAGCCAUCUCUCCCAGUGUCCCAGCUCAGCUUAGCAAUCCGUCUCUCUAUCUACAGGCGGGGGAAUUAAUAGAUGGAGGGCAAGGAGGAGGACGUUCGCCUGGGCGCCAACCGCUACUCGGAGCGCCAGCCAAUCGGCACGGCGGCGCAGGGCACGGAGGAGAAGGACUACAAGGAGCCUCCGCCGGCGCCGCUGUUCGAGGCGGAGGAGCUGACGUCGUGGUCCUUCUACCGGGCCGGGAUCGCCGAGUUCGUGGCCACCUUCCUGUUCCUGUACAUCAGCAUCCUGACUGUGAUGGGCGUGAGCAAGUCGUCCAGCAAGUGCGCCACCGUGGGCAUCCAGGGCAUCGCGUGGUCCUUCGGCGGCAUGAUCUUCGCGCUGGUGUACUGCACGGCGGGCAUCUCCGGCGGCCACAUCAACCCGGCCGUCACCUUCGGCCUCUUCCUGGCGCGGAAGCUGUCGCUCACGCGCGCGCUCUUCUACAUGGUCAUGCAGUGCCUGGGCGCCAUCUGCGGCGCCGGCGUCGUCAAGGGCUUCCAGGAGGGCCUCUACAUGGGCGCCGGCGGCGGCGCCAACGCCGUCAACCCCGGGUACACCAAGGGCGACGGGCUCGGGGCGGAGAUCGUCGGCACCUUCGUGCUCGUCUACACCGUCUUCUCCGCCACCGACGCCAAGCGCAGCGCCCGCGACUCCCACGUGCCCAUCCUCGCGCCGCUCCCCAUAGGCUUCGCCGUCUUCCUCGUGCACCUGGCGACCAUCCCCAUCACCGGCACCGGCAUCAACCCCGCGCGCAGCCUCGGCGCCGCCAUCGUCUACAACAGGUCCCACGCAUGGAACGACCACUGGAUCUUCUGGGUUGGCCCCUUCAUCGGUGCUGCUCUUGCCGCCAUCUACCACGUGGUCAUCAUCAGGGCCCUCCCCUUCAAGAGCCGUGACUGAUUAUACGUACAUUGUUUAUUACCAACAGCAACCAUGCAGCAUACGAAUCAUCGUUAUUAAGCUAUAUAUGUAUAAUAUCCAGCAUGUCUUGUUAAUUACUAGUAUAUGUGCUAGUAAGUGGUGCGUGCUCGCUCUUCCAUCGCUGUCGUCGUCUCAUCUGCUAUUGUUCGUCAUAUAUAUAUGUCCAUGUGAGCUAGCUAGUGUGUAUCACGCGCGGAGGCCAGUUCAGCUAGCCAUCAGUCUGCAAUGCACUUUGUGACUUCUCUGUUUAGUCCUCUCUCGCUUGGGUUUUGGUACGGUGAAGUAUAUAAACUAAGCAUGCAUAUGUGUAAAAAUUCAAAUUCAAGUGUAUGCAUGCAUGCCAAUAAUGAAAGUUAAGAAGAA
Molecule: messenger RNA, 1332 nt
Organism: Zea mays
Lineage: Eukaryota; Viridiplantae; Streptophyta; Magnoliopsida; Poales; Poaceae
Product: plasma membrane intrinsic protein 1
Biological process (GO): transmembrane transport
Cellular component (GO): membrane
Molecular function (GO): channel activity
Source: RefSeq, marked provisional